Cuscuta campestris is the source of this 966-nucleotide messenger RNA. NCBI's taxonomy places the organism in Eukaryota, Viridiplantae, Streptophyta, Magnoliopsida, Solanales, Convolvulaceae. The record is from the annotation of a GenBank genome assembly.
AUCUCCACCAAAUCUAGAAUCACAUACACAUAUUCAUACUACAAUGUUUUUGGAUUCCCUUACUAAUUGGGCCGACUUCUCAGUUGGGCUGGGCCGUCCACAUGGUGGGGCCUUUUUCCCAACUAUGAAUAAAUAAAAGACGACGUCGUAUUUGGUUUCUCCAGAAAUCAUUCAGAGAUGGGCAGCACCUCUGCCACAGCACCACCAUGGAAGCACCUUCUUCUCAAUUCUCUCAGCUCGAAUUCCCACCUCAAGCACGCCAUCUACCUUCAACUCGCGACAGUUGGACCAAAUGGCAGACCCUCAAAUCGUACCGUCGUCUUCAGAGGUUUUGCAGAUAACAGUGAUAAGAUACAAAUUAACACCGACUCCCGAACCCGAAAGAUGGAAGAGCUAAGGCAUUGCCCAUUUGCAGAGAUAUGCUGGUACUUUACUGAUUCAUGGGAGCAGUAUCGAAUAAAUGGAAGAGUAGAUGUCAUUGAUGCAUCAAAUCCCAAUCCAGAUAAGCUUCGGCAAAGAGAGAGAGCCUGGUUUGAGAGUUCACUGAGGUCAAGAAUGCAGUAUUUAGGACCUAGUCCCGGACUUCCUUCUCUGAACGAUCAAUCAUCUCAAGAGCCUACAUUGGAUCCUUCUGCUGGUCCAGUUGAUGCAUUUUGCCUGCUUGUUUUGGAUCCCGAGCAGGUUGACAUCUUGAACUUGAAGAGCAAUAGAAGGCUAGCAUUUGCGUCCCGAUGCAGCAGCAUCAAUGGAGAGAAGACUUGGACAUCAACUGAGAUCAACCCGUAACUCGUACAUACAGUUGAAAAUUUACCAAUUCAAACCACAAUACACUUGUACAAAACUGAUAUGUCUUGAGAUAUUCAGGGUGGAACUCUAAGAGCAUAUACGUAUGCGGUACUCUGUCUAUUUGUGAACUUCAAUAAAAAAAUAAAGUGAGAAUUUAAAUCAUAAAUGGUAAGUUUGUGA